GAAGUUUGGAGUUGUAAUAGACGCCGGCAGUUCAGGCUCCAGAGUACAGAUCUAUAGUUGGAAAGAACACAGUUAUGUUAGAGAGAAUAAAAAUAAAAGCGACCUUCACCGUUUACCCACCAUUGAAUUUGGAGAUGAGUUCGGUCUGAAAUGGCAGAAAAAAGUCGAACCGGGAAUAUCAUCAUUUUCAUCAAAUCCAUCACAAGUUGGGGAGAGUCACCUAAAAGAGUUAAUAGAUUUUGCUUUAGAGGUAAUUCCACCAGAUGAGGUAUCCGAGACGCCCAUAUAUUUACUAGCAACAGCUGGAAUGCGUUUGUUACCAACCUCACAACAAGAUGCCAUAUUACAAAACGCUUGUGACUACAUAAUGUUUAAGAGUCGAUUCAAGAUGUUCGAACGAUGCUCUGAUAACAUUCAAGUGAUCUCCGGUCAAAUGGAGGGCAUAUAUGGUUGGGUGGCUAUCAACUAUUUGAUGGGAGGAUUUGAAUUUGAUAAAGGAAAUCAUAAUGUUGUUUCCUCGCGACAAUUAGAUGAUAAAAAGCAUACGACCACUUUUGGAUUUCUGGACAUGGGUGGUGCUAGCACCCAAAUUGCCUUUGAACCCAGUUCUGACGAAGCAAAGAAGCAUGCUAAUGAUUUGACCACUGUUCCUAUGUGGACGUUAGACGGCCAGCAGAUAGAAUAUCAGGUUUUUGUAACUACUUUCUUGGGUUAUGGUACCAACGAGGCCCGUCGUCGUUAUAUUGAAGACCGAAUAAAAAAUUACACUGAAACACAUGUGAAAAUUACCAAUCCGGAAAGUUCGCGAGAACAACCGGUUAUCCUGCUGAAAGAUCCUUGUCUGCCUGUUGAUCUCGCCCUCACUGAUCGAACACUUCCUCCGCCCUAUUAUACCUUACAAGGUACCGGUUCUUUUGAAAAAUGUCUUGAUUCCACUUAUCCUCUGUUAAACAAGACGGCCGAAUGUAAGGAUGAACCAUGUCUGUUUAAUGGUGUGCACACUCCAAAAAUUGAUUUUUCGGUGAAUCAUUUCAUUGGAAUUUCCGAGUAUUGGUACACUUCAAAUGAUGUGUUUGGAUUGGGUGGCCCUUGGGAUUAUCAUGAGUUCGUGGAAAAAGCAAAAGGUUAUUGCGAAAAUGAUUGGAACAAGAUUUAUAGUGACUUUCAUGAAGGGAAGUGGAAUUCAUCUAUAGACUUGCCUAGGCUAGAGAUGCAAUGUUUCAAAGCCGCGUGGUUAGCCAAUGUUCUGCACGAAGGUAUUGGAAUUCCCAAGAAUCCUUCUCUUGACAAAAGAAAAGGAAAAAAUGCGCCAUAUUUUCAGAGCAUCAACUCUGUUGGCGAUAUGCAAGUUAGCUGGACUCUCGGAAAGAUGGUAUUGGAGGCAUCAAGUACUAUACCCUUGCUAUUAGGACCACGUCCUCGGCCACCACCAAAUCCUCAACAUCACGGUAUAUUGGGUUAUUACAAUUUCAUGAUAGAAUGGAUAAUUGGAAUCACUUUGUUAAUAGUGCUACUAGCUGCCAUGUGGUGGUUGUGUGUAAAAAGGAAUGGACCAUGGAAAGGAAGGAGAAUAAGCACUGGAUUCAUGUAUUCAUUUUUACUUUCGAUGAUACGAAAGGACAACGAACCAGAAUAUAACCGAUUAGAUGGUGGACAAUAUGUACCAUCUAUUACAAUUCGGCGACGUAUUAUCAAUAUGUUAGAUACUUUCUCCAGAGCAUUUAUUUACAUUAAAUGGAAGAUCACGCACAAGAUAAGCUUUCCAUUUCGUAGAGCAUUUGUCAAAAAGGUGAUAAUUCCUAACGACGAUGCAUCAGUCCAGGUGGCAAUUAUGGAUGAUGUAGAAGAAAUGGUUCAUGUACGAACAUCUCCUAUUAAAGAGAAUUCACUUGUAGUUAAUAUACAAGAUAUUCCACCAUCUCCAAUCACAGAGAAAGGAUCACCGACCGAGCAAUACUUUCCAUCGCAACGGUAUAUUUCCAAGAAACGACUUAGCGGUGAUAGCGCAAUACAAGGGGGAUCAUUUGAGAUGAUCAAUAAAGCGUUUUCGACACCAGUUAAUUUAUCAUUGACAGGACUGCAAUCACGAAAUGGCAGUGUGACAAGUCUGGGAAAAACCAAGACUAUAAACACAAGUAACGUCAGUUUGGGAGGCGUACAAACGGGGGCAAACAAUAUUGGAGGAUAUCCUGGGGGCAAUUCUGAAGGAGGAACCAUAAAAAAUACGGUGGUGAGUCUAAAUAACGGCACAGCAAAUUAUCCAUUACGAAACUCAAGAUCAAUUUCAUCUCUGAAUCCUGGAUGGGUAUUAGAAUCCAUAGAAGAUAAUAAUGAAGAUGAACUAGGAGUAGUAGAAUAUGAAGCAGCAGACUUAACUUCUUUAGGACAAACCGCAACUUUGUCAUCCAGAUCUUCACAAAAUGGUUCAAGUUCAUCUUCACCGACCAAAGUUGAUGAUACAACAUCAUGGUACUCCACAUCCACUUCGACACGACCAUUUAGUUCGAUCAAUACUUCUCCUAGGAACUCUAUUCUGUUACCUGUAAGCACACAGGCGACAGGGCUCACUAAUAGUCCUAAUGUUGAAACGACAAUGUCACUGCCAAAUAGUAGUGGAUCAGUAGGAUUGAAUAGAAUAGGAAGGACAUCGAGUCCUGAUAAAAUCACUAACACUAAAGGACAGGGUGGUAUUCAAAACCUUGAAUAA
Acaulospora morrowiae is the source of this 2707-nucleotide messenger RNA. The record is from the annotation of a GenBank genome assembly. Lineage: Eukaryota; Fungi; Glomeromycota; Glomeromycetes; Diversisporales; Acaulosporaceae.